This is a messenger RNA of Saccoglossus kowalevskii, 762 nucleotides long. RefSeq lists its product as uncharacterized. The record is from RefSeq and is a predicted model, not a curated record. Lineage: Eukaryota; Metazoa; Hemichordata; Enteropneusta; Harrimaniidae.
CGGACACGGACAGUUUCCUGACGUAUGGGGUUAUAGUUUCGCAGAAAUGGAGAAAAUCAUUCUGAUAUUAAUGGUCAUAAUAGCCGGUGCGGUGUACAACGCCGGCGCCUACACCAGCGGCCCGCGAUUUUGCCCAAAAAUUAGCCAUAGUGUGAAAACGGGCCAGUAUUUAAUUGGCGAACAACACGAAAAGAAGGCAUGCGGCUGUUAUCAGGCUUGUGAGGAUCUGGGUGACGAAUGUCAGAUGUGGACGUUUCAGAAACGUGGACGUACAUGCAGACUGUACAGAGAUUCUAACACAAAUGCCACAGUUGGUAAAGGAACUUACGGUAUGAAAAAUGAUGUGUGUCGGCGUAAUGACAAUAAAAAUAGAAAAGGGGGAAGCAUGGGAAUAAGAGCAAAGAAGGAAAAAUCAUGCGACUGUCACGAUUUCUGUGUUGCAACCAGAAACUGUGUUGCGUGGAGUUGGCACAAGAUAAGUAAACUAUGUCGUCUAAAGAACGAAGCCAACAAGCCAACAAAAAGCCGAAGAUAUGUGUCAGGCACAAUAUAAAUAAAAGGACAUCAAAUUUUGGAAGAUCGAUGUUGGAGCAGUCAUCUUUAUUACUACACGAAAAAGUAUAUGAUAUAGUGAAUAGGAACCAGUCAGUAAUAAUACUGAGUUAUGUAUAAUAUAUAAAUAUUAUAAAUGACAAAAAUUUAUGUAUAGAUUAGUAAUUAGCAUUGGUAUUGGGUGUAAUAAACAAUGGUGGACUCACUAUA